Porites evermanni is the source of this 921-nucleotide messenger RNA. The record is from the annotation of a GenBank genome assembly. Lineage: Eukaryota; Metazoa; Cnidaria; Anthozoa; Scleractinia; Poritidae.
AUGGUGGACCAAGAGUUGACUUACCCAGUGAAAAUUAGUUAUAUAACUAACAUCAUCUUUCACAGCAUCGCUUGCCCUUUCACGGUUCUUCUUAACGUGUUGGUGAUUUUGGCGGUGAAAAGAAGACCACGCCUUCGAAAUAAACCCAAUAUCUUGCUGGCUUGUUUAGCAGUCACGGACGCCAUGAAUGGUCUCGCAGCACAGCCAGCCUUCAUCUUCUCAACGACUCUGAAGCUAUUACGUAUGACCAGCCAAACCCUCGAGUUUUUUCACAACAUCGCCUCACGCGCCCUGUACGUUUGUUCUGCCCUGCACUUGAUGUUGGUGUCGUGGGAGAGACUUGUAGCGAUCAAAUUUACCAUGCACUACCCUUACAUUGUUACAAAUAGAAACAUCAAGCUGGCAGUGAUUGCAUUUUGGAUCGUUUGUCUUUCUUCUGAACUAGUAGCACUUAUUACAAACCAAACAAUAUUUACAAACGCUUUAACAGGUCUUGUUUUAAUUUCAUGUGUUAUUUUUGUUUCAUUUUCUUACGGCAUGUUGUACAGAGAAACGCGACGGCAUGAACGUUUGAUCAAAGCUGGACAACUUCCCCAAGAAGAAAAAGAGAGAUUUUCUAAAGAAAGAAAAGCACUCAAGACAACUGUGUAUAUAGUUGGAGCUGUUCUGAUGUGCCUGACGCCCGCAGCUGCAUGGCUAUUAGUCAGUAGUUUUUUGAGAGUUUCAGCGGGAACUUUUUGGGCACAAAUCACUCGCCAAUUGCCUCAAUCAAGUAGGUACACGGUUCAAUUGACGGUUCGCACGUUUGUUUACUUCAACUCGCUUGUUAAUCCAAUCAUUUAUUGCUGGCGACAAAAAGAAAUGAGACAGUUUGUGUUCAGUAAAUUUUGGGCAAGUCAAGAUGUGCAUCCGGCUAACUAA